This is a messenger RNA of Kazachstania africana CBS 2517, 2043 nucleotides long. RefSeq names its product Whi4p (gene WHI4). Gene Ontology annotation, molecular function: mRNA binding. The transcript has a single exon. The coding region runs from base 1 to 2043 and encodes 680 amino acids. NCBI's taxonomy places the organism in Eukaryota, Fungi, Ascomycota, Saccharomycetes, Saccharomycetales, Saccharomycetaceae. The record is from RefSeq and is a predicted model, not a curated record.
AUGUCCCUAAUAAAAGAACAAAAACAACCAGAGGCUACUAAUCUGUUCAACCAGCCUGGUUUCACAUCAAGCUCAGAAAAUGCAUCCUUUAAUGCAGUGCCAAACAUCUCACCGACAUUGGAAAGCGCGAAUUCCGUUCAAUAUACCAACGGCAGCAACUUAAAUAGGCCAAAUAAUGAUUCUGUGCCGCUUGUCAAUGAACAUAAUUCCUCUCCUUUAAAUCUAUCAUCAGUACUUCACAAUUUGUCUAUCAGUGGCAUUGAUAUAAAUGAUGAUGAUGAUAUGGUAUCAAAUGAAGAGGAAAAGCUUAUUUCACAUGGUCCAUAUUUGUUAAAAAUUAGUCACAUCCCAGAAGAUAUUACUCUUAGAGAGUGUCAUUCGAUAUUUGCCUUGGCAACUGGUAUACUGAAUGUGGAACUUAGUAAAACUUCAGGCUCUGAUAAUACUUCGGUUAUAAUUGCCAAGUUUGAUAACUUAGUAAUUGUUUCACAAUAUGCCUCUAUAUUAAGUACCAAGUGUGAUAUAUUUGGUCCAGGUAGUGACUCAGCUUGUAUAAUUGAAGUUAUUGAUGAAAUUACAAACAAACCCAUUGAUUACAGGGGGAUUGUGCCUAAACAACAUAAUUACUUACUUUCGAGUGAUGUACGACUGUUGCCAGUUUUCGGUUCUUCCCCAGAUUCUAAUUCUAACAAGCCAGCUUCUAAUAGGAAAAAUUCGAUGAUUUUCCCAAAAUCAAGGUUUUCCUUCAGUGAUCCAUUUACCAAUGAUCCUUACUUUGCUCCUUCCCAACAAGAAAGCAUAGGUCAAAAUAAUAGUUCUAACACUACUAUCAACAAUAACAGUAGUAACGAUAUUAAUAAUACUAACACUAAUAGUAGUAUGCCAGCUACAAGCAAGACUCUUUUCACAAUGGAAAGUGACAAUAAUGAAGAUAUUUGGAAUCCUAUAACUACGCAACCUGUUAGUGCCACAUUAAAUGAAUUUCCUCAGUCUUCUACUCCAGUAUUUGAAUGGGGUCCACUCGAUGUUAGAAAAAACAGCAUUCUUUUUAAUUCGGUUAUGAAUCAUAACAGCACCACUUCUGAUAUAAUGCCUCAAAGUGCUAAUGGGAAUAUAGGACAUUCGACCGUCUCAGAAAGUGCUAGCUCGGUUGGUCCAUUGGCAUCACAAAGCUCUUAUAGUGCCAUGCAACAGUAUCUCCCACCUACUUCGUUAAACAACUAUAUGAGAGCUUCUGAUUCUGCAUCUGUUACAUCAUCAAAAGAUUCUUCCAAUAUAUUGAUGGCAGGUUCCAAUUAUCCACAGCAAAUGCAAUAUCCUCCUCAAAUCUCGAAUGCAAACACCAUAGCAUCUCAAAGCAGUUCGAUUCAGUUGGGACAACAAUCAUUAAAGCCGGACGCAUCCUACAGAAGUUUGAUUAGUACACCUUUCUCACAGCAAUAUAAUACUCCUGCUGCAAUGGGUAUAAACUCAUCGUUAGGUAAUAAUGGAGUGCUAAAUAACAUUUCAAAUGUCAACGUCGAAAACCCUAAUUCCGAGAAGAAGAGGCCAAAUGUUAGUAAUGCAGCCAAUGUUAAAAACGAGUCAGCAAUAUCACAAGCUGAUUUAUCAUUAUUAGCUAAAAUUCCACCCCCAGCCAAUCCUGCUGAUCAAAAUCCACCUUGUAACACUUUGUAUGUUGGUAAUCUACCUCCUGACGCGACAGAACAGGAAUUAAGGCAGCUAUUUUCUAGCCAAGAAGGUUUUAGAAGAUUGUCAUUCAAAAACAAGAGCAUUCCUGGACAUGGUCAUGGUCAUGGGCCAAUGUGUUUUGUUGAAUUCGAUGACGUCAGUUUUUCCACUAGAGCUCUAGCAAAAUUAUAUGGUAGCCAAUUACCUCGUUCUACAAUCAAUAGCAAAGGAGGGAUCAGAUUGAGUUUUUCAAAGAAUCCUUUAGGAGUUAGAGGCCCUCAAGCUAGGAGAAGUGCAAACAAUAGUAAUUCAAGUGUUGGUAUCAGCACAGCAAAUUCCAAUACAUAUAUGUCUAGUUAUAAUAAGUUGUAA